Messenger RNA from Blastomyces dermatitidis ER-3, 2476 nucleotides. RefSeq lists its product as uncharacterized. Lineage: Eukaryota; Fungi; Ascomycota; Eurotiomycetes; Onygenales; Ajellomycetaceae. The transcript is spliced from 3 exons. The record is from RefSeq and is a predicted model, not a curated record. The coding region runs from base 309 to 1949 and encodes 546 amino acids. Gene Ontology annotation, biological process: reciprocal meiotic recombination.
AGUACCUCCCUACCACCGUCGUGCACGGACGGGAGGGUUCUAACCAAGUUACCAUCCCCUUUAGGAAAUUGAGGCUCUUCGCAUCCAAUGAGCUUAUUUCAUCCUCACGUCGUCUUCUCCCUAACUGCUACCACAAUGGUAACAACUAGGAUCAUUUCCUUGCUGAACAAAGAGUUCAAUUUGCUGGUGUUAUUAUACCUCUCCUUGCAGAGUUAGCUUCUCGUUAGAGGUGUUGCAGGGCAGCACAGUGCCCCUACCCCUUUUUAGGUAGCCGCAGCAAGAAUUUGUCUACCUAUUAUGUCCACGAAAUGGCUUCCAGCACCUUCACAGGGAUCAUUGAGUCCAGAAUAGACUCGCUGAAUAUCCCCAUUUUAAAAUUUUCCUACUCCACUACUUCAGCAGACCGUGCCUCUCCCUUAGGAUGGACGCACCUCUCCAGCAGCGGUGACCUCGCGGUUAUUUUCGAUCAUAUCUUACCCCACGAGACCUCCUCUUCGUUCUCGCAGGGGGAUCAGCGUCUGAGAGUGCUUCGGGGGAGUGAUCUCUUGGAACAACUUAAUUUGAAUUCUUUGGCCAGAGAAGCAGCAGCGGGGUCAUCCCAUUCCCUCAUGCAGACUGCGAAAUCCCCGGUGGCCAUCAUCGUAAAAUCUCCUUGUCUAGCUGUGCGCUACCCCAUGAGAAACGAUCAGACCCGCCGUUUCCAGAUCAAGUUCCCCUCCGAUGCUGAUUACUCCCAUGCUGUAUCCGUAUUGAGUCAACUUGGCUGCCCAAUCACACAUUCUGCAGCAGUCCCCCCUCACCAGGCUUCGUCCAAUCGUCCAUUCUCUUCCUCGUCCCAAACUCCUCUAUUGCAGGUAGGUAAGGGCGAACACACAAUGUCGCCUGCAAUCUCAAAUCGACCAACAGUGGACCAACACCGGGUACUCCCAUGGUCCCCUUCCUUGACAGAGCCCAGCACGUCAGGGUCAUGUAUUAGUUCAUUCAACAACAACUCAACAAAUCCAAGCUCCUCCGAAGAAGCCCGAGGGCGACCACACACCUCGGCGCUGUCUAUUCCUCAGACAGGCACUCCCGGCAUUACUACAGCUCGUUUGCAUAACCUAGCUACAGACGUACCAUCAGCCACCCUUUUCCAUCCAAUGCAUCGUCAUAUGUCCCCUCUCUCUUCGAAUUCUGCAGGCACUAGACAAACAAGCGACUGGUCCUCCAAAGAGCGGCCUGCCGCAGCCCCCGUAAUGCCUGAUGUAGAAUCUCUUAGUCUGAUUUUGCCCCCCAAAAGAGAGUUGCCUUUCGCUAAGCCUGGAAGAAAAGCCGGUUCGAAGCAGCCGUCUCGUUCUCGACCACCUUCCGGGAAACAAGCAUCAAAACCUACUCAGUCUUGUGGUAGUUCCUCUUCCAUUUUCAUCUCUCAGUCACGGGCCUCUACUUCGAAUACGACAAACGAAAACCCUCCGUCCGUCACCAAGCAAGGAGGUGGCGAGGCCACGAUUACUACUGAGGCAGUCAAUAGCAGCUACGCAAAUCCCAAUCCACGUUUCCGUCGGCACUUGCCCCAGGAAAUUCUUCUCCCGGAUACUCAUAAUGUUGGGUCAAAAUCGAUAGACAUAGCUGUGGCCGAAUCCAGUACAUUGUUCGCUAACAGCGUAUCACUAGCUUAUCCCAACGACGGAAACAAUGCAUCAAGCACAAAAUCCCUCACCACAGCAGCAAUUUCAGCUAACCCACAGGCCUCGGCCGAAAGAGCCGUAGGAGGACUCAUUCCCCUUACAUCGCGGGAAAAUAUAAGCGAGAUAUCCCAAUCCGAUUUAUCGGCCUACCUAUCAACUCCAAAUUCAGAACGGACCGCUUUGGUCGAGUCUUGGGUUUGCUCGCAGCUAGAGAGUGAUGCAUUCCUAGCUCUCUGUCAGGAUGUCGAGGGCGUGUGGGGGAGAAUAGCCUUUGGCUAUUGAUAUCCAUACACAUACGCAUCAAAAUGUGUUGGUGGGAUUUCAUUGAGCUAACUGCUGUAUCAUUUUGAUAUUUAUCUUCACUAUCCCAACAUAUAUUUUAGACCCAUACCAGAAGUCAAUCACAGCUAUACAAGAAUGACCCCAGCGUAUUCCAUCACACUUACCUCCAAGCCAUUCCUUAGUAUCCAUCACGUGUCUAUGGUUCAAUUUUCCAGCGCACCCGCCAUUAUCUUUAUUGCUAGACUUAUAAAAAUUUUCAUUAAUACUUAGACAGUGAUUGCUGUUUGAUCGGAACACAAAUCAAUUAAGGCUAGUUAAUUCGUCGAAUGACAAAUGUACAGUACAUAUGAUUAAUGACACACUGAAGAAAUUGAGUAGCCGAAAAGUAACAAGGCUGCCAGAUCCAAUCAAUAAGCACUCUUAGCAUCUCAUCUUCCCGGAUGUAUGCUCGAUGGAAAGCAUAGAAUAGAUAAAAAAAAUUAAAGAGGCAGGCUAAAAUAGAUGAGGAUAACACAAUUAAAUUCAAU